Molecule: messenger RNA, 2865 nt
Organism: Parathielavia appendiculata
Lineage: Eukaryota; Fungi; Ascomycota; Sordariomycetes; Sordariales; Chaetomiaceae
Exons: 2
Coding region: 102-2780 (892 amino acids)
Cellular component (GO): nucleus
Molecular function (GO): RNA polymerase II CTD heptapeptide repeat phosphatase activity
Source: RefSeq, a predicted model, not a curated record
AAACAGUGCCUCACCAACAUUUUGGGCAGCUGAUAGGCUGAAGUCCAGAUUCAAGGCAUAGCGCAUACGACCAUCAUAACAGAUAACGAGAAGUUUCGACCAUGGUGAAAACAGUCAGGCUCGGGAACCGGUUACGGUACCCCAUCACCAUCGUCAAGCUGCUCAAGGGACCGGGCGACAAGGUCAGAAAACAAGAGGCGCUGCUGGAAUACUCGUUCAAAUGGAUGAGGGAAGUUGCCAUCCGGGGCGAGACACGGCAGCAAGAACAGACGACCAUCGUGACCUGGGAGUCGCCUAUCGACGGCGAGCUGAAGCACUGGCUGAUACGCGAAGGCCAGCAGAUCGUAGCUGACAGAGGGGUGAUGGAGGUUCAGGAGGAAUGCGGGCACGAAAUACAGUUCCAGGGUCUCUGCGGAAUAUGCGGCAAGGACAUGACCGAGGUGAACUGGGCUGCCGAGACCCGGGACACGGCGCGCGCCCCCAUCAGCAUGGUGCACGACCAGACGAACCUGACCGUCAGCGCUGUCCAAGCUCAGCGCACAGAACAGGAACUGCAGCGACGCCUGCUUCAAAGUCGAAAGCUGAGCCUUGUGGUCGAUCUGGACCAGACUAUCAUUCAGGCGUGCAUCGACCCGACGGUGGGUGAAUGGCAGAGGGACCCGACCAACCCAAACUACGAGUCGGUCAAGGAAGUCAAGAGCUUCCAGCUCGACGAUGGCCCGACCGAACUCGCGCGCCGAUGCUCUUACUACAUCAAGAUGCGCCCCGGCCUUGAGGGGUUCCUCCGGCGCGUUUCCGAAAUGUACGAGAUGCACGUCUACACCAUGGGCACCCGACCCUACGCACAGAAUGUGGCGCGCGUCAUCGACCCGGACAGGAAGCUGUUUGGCAACCGCGUCAUCAGCCGCGAUGAGAACGGCAACAUCUUUGCCAAGGAUCUGCAGCGCCUCUUCCCCGUCAGCACGCGCAUGGUGGCCAUCAUCGACGAUCGAUCCGACGUUUGGCCGCGUAACAGGCCCAAUCUCAUCAAGGUCUCGCCGUACGAAUUUUUCAAGGGGAUCGGGGAUAUCAACUCUAGCUUCCUGCCGAAACGCCAGGACCUGCUGAGCUCGGGCGCGGCCACCAACGGCAUGAGCAAGAAGGCAAGCAUACGAGAGCCGGCCGCCAAGAAAAACAAGGACGACGCCGCACUCGAAGCCAUCGUCAACAUGACCGGGGGAGACGAUCCCGCGCUCACGAAGCGGCAGGUUGAGGAGCAAGAACGCACGUUCGAGAAGCAGAUUAACGAUCGUCCGCUCCAGGCGCUCCAAGAGAAGCUCGACCGCGAAGACGAGGAGGCCGAGAAGGCGAGCCAGGAACCCGAAGACAGCUCCGAGUCGCGCACGUCAUCGCCUCCGCCGCAGCGCCACCGCGUGCUGCAGGACGACGACGAAGAGCUUAAAUACCUCGAACAGCACCUCACCUCACUCCACAGGGCCUAUUACGCCGAGUAUGACAGCAAUCGUGCGCUGCAUCACACGACCAGCAAUGUGGACCUCGGCUCGGUGCCCGACGCGGGGCGCAUCCUGGACGAGCUCAAGGGCAAAGUGCUCCAGGGCUACAAGAUUGUGCUGUCGGGCGUGCUGCCCAGGGGAAUCGACAUCUACCGCUCCGAGAUCGGCCUGCAGAUCAUCUCGUUUGGCGCAGAUCUCCGGCCGAAGAUCGCCAAGGACGUGACGCACCUGGUGGUCAACGCGGCGCAGCCCGGUAGGGAUAAGCUCCUCGAGGCGCGGCGGCGGCCGCACAUCAAGAUUGUCAGCCAGGAGUGGCUGGCCGCAUGCUUCAGCCAGUGGGCUGCCGUCGACGAGACGCCCUACCUGUUCACGGCGCGCCUGAUGGAGGAGGAUGGCCCCGGCCGUCAGCAGCCCGUCGUCAGCGACGAGGACGAAGAGACGUAUGGCGAGGCAGAUACCGAAAUUCAAGCUCCUAAUGGCGUUAGGGCGAGCAACGGCCGCAGCCCUAAAUUGAGAUUGAUCUUGCCGACUGGCGACGCCCACACCCUCGAUGGCGAUGGAAAUGAUUUGGACAACGAAGAGGGCGAGAUCGAAGAAGGGUUGUUGCCCAGCGACCUGCCGGAUGGCCAGGCCUCGCCCAUCGACGGGCUAAAAACGUUCAACUGGGGCGACGCUGACGAGGAGCUGGCUGAGUUCCUUGCCAGCGGAUCCUCGGAGGAUGGGGACGACGACGAUGAAGAUGGGGAUGAUGAAGGUGAACAGGACGACAAGUACAUCCCGCCUCAGGAGGACGAGGAGUCUAGCUCGACGGAUGAAGAUGUCCGCCGUGGCCGGGGAAGGAGGAGCAGGAGUCGUAGUGUGCAACCUCCUGGCGCCACUGCCUCUAAUGGUAGUAUCGAGCGCAAGAGGAAGGGUCGGGGGGAGGAGGAGGAGGAGAAUUGGGGGGGGGGCGAGGGGCCCGUGGGUGAGACACCUGCUAAACGGUUGCGGAGGACGGAGAGUCAGCGGGGUUCAUCGCUGAGGAGUAUGUAUGUUGCUGCGGAAAGUGGGGAGCAACUGGAGGCGGGGAGUGGGUUACCGACGCCCGGGAGGUCAGAUGAGCAGGAUGGUGGAGGGGUGGAUAAGCCAAAUGGGGAGGAGGAGGAUGAUGAGGGGACGGACUUUGAUGCCGCGGAGCUGGAGGCCGAGUUUGAAGCCGAGUUUGACAAGGCGAUGGCGGAAGAGGAGGCCGAGAUGAAAGGCAACGAUUGGGAAGAUGCGGCGAUGGAGGAUACGGAGAAGGGGUAGAAUUCCAUCUUGUGGCAGAUUCUUCGAUGGUGAGGAGUUUGGGGCAGGUUAUCUCAGUCUUCAGAAUUUGGUCAACGGGUGGAAC